AUGUUAACUCAAAAGGCGGAAACUUAUUUUGUGUUAGUGAGUGAGAGCGAUAAGACAAGUGAAGAUCUUUUUUCUCGAGCAGAUGAUAAUCCAAAUAGUGAAAAAAAUACGAAUAUGAAAAUGAAUAAUAUAAAUAAUAUUUAUUCGGCUGUUCCCUAUUAUAUUCGAUCAUUAACAAGAUUAAUUUCUCAACAACAAUUAUGUUAUGGAAAUGAGAUCCGAUUUAGUGACUUAAAACUGUUAAACAUCACAAUCCAGAAUUUGUAUGUAUGGCAUUCGCCAAUAGAAAUACUGAAUAAUUAUGGAAAAUAUCUUGUAGCACCCGAUGGGAGUAGUGUUAAUGAUGAACAAAUCUAUUCAGGUAAUAAUACAUGUGUAAAACAAUCAGAACGUUGUGAUGGUAUAAAUAAAUGUAUCUGUGCUGAUGAAGAUGAAUGGUUUUGUGAUUUAAUUCAAAAAAAUGUGUAUAAAUAUUUUACAUUUGAUGGUUUAAAUCAAUAUCCAUCACUCUUUACUAAUUAUGAUGAGACAACAAAAGAACCUAACACUACAAGCUGUUCAAGAAAUAUUCCGCUACAUAGUAAAGAAUGCGUUGAUUGUAUCUUUAAGCUUGACUUGCGUGAAUUGAGCUACUAUUGUAAUCGUAGUAUUCUUAUUCAAUCUAAAAAUAUACAAGGAAUUACAUGUUUUUGUUCACCAGCAUAUUAUGGUAAUAUAUGUCAAUUUCAACAUAAGCGUGUCUCCAUUCACUUGCAAGUUGAAAUAUUCAAAUUUUAUUUAUAG
Didymodactylos carnosus is the source of this 783-nucleotide messenger RNA. The record is from the annotation of a GenBank genome assembly. Lineage: Eukaryota; Metazoa; Rotifera; Eurotatoria; Philodinida; Philodinidae.